Molecule: messenger RNA, 5211 nt
Organism: Heteronotia binoei (common prickly gecko)
Lineage: Eukaryota; Metazoa; Chordata; Lepidosauria; Squamata; Gekkonidae
Gene: CRY1
Product: cryptochrome circadian regulator 1
Exons: 13
Coding region: 586-2451 (621 amino acids)
Biological process (GO): negative regulation of DNA-templated transcription; circadian regulation of gene expression; entrainment of circadian clock by photoperiod
Cellular component (GO): cytoplasm; nucleus
Molecular function (GO): FAD binding; DNA binding
Source: RefSeq, a predicted model, not a curated record
AAGGCGGACGGCGAGGAGCGAGGCGGCUGGGAGCUGAGGGAGAGAAGUGAGCCAGGCGCGCCAGCCAUCCCGUUUGCUGUCCCCCACCGCGUUUCUCAUUUUCGUACCUCAGGCUUUCCGUGAGGUUUUUCUUCUCUUUAGUCCUCUCUCUGCCUCCCUCGACGGCGAGUGGGCGCUCGCGCGGCUGAGGAGAUUAAAGAGAGGGACGAGGCGAAAGAAGAGGUGAUGCGUAACCCGCUGACGGCCAACCCCACCACCUCCGCGGCUGCCUCCACCGGCGCGGCCGCCGCCUCCGUCGGCUCUUAGAGCCGCCUCCGUUCCUCUCAGAGGCGACGACUUUCCCCUUUUUGCCCCCUUCGCCUCUGAGCGCGACCCCCGCCCCUCUCUUCCCUCUUUCGUAGCCAGCCCCGGCUCCGCAUGAGCCGCGAAUCCACCUUCGUUUAGCCUUCAACCGUCGAGACAUCCUCGCCGAGAGCCCAUUUCCUCCUCGCCCGCUCCUUCCUCCGCCCAUCCGGCUUCUUCCCACCUAGUGACAGAGUUUAAGGGGGGCGACGUGACCGGCUGCCUGCAGAACCGUUGGGCAAGAUGGGGGUGAACGCCGUGCACUGGUUCCGCAAGGGGCUGCGGCUCCACGACAACCCGGCUCUGAGGGAGUGCAUCCAGGGAGCCGACACCGUCCGCUGCGUGUAUAUCCUGGACCCCUGGUUCGCGGGAUCUUCCAACGUGGGAAUCAACCGGUGGAGGUUUCUGCUUCAGUGUCUUGAGGACUUGGAUGCCAACUUACGGAAGUUAAAUUCACGUUUGUUUGUUAUUCGAGGGCAGCCUGCAGAUGUGUUUCCUAGGCUGUUUAAGGAAUGGAAUAUCACAAAACUUUCAAUUGAAUAUGAUUCUGAGCCAUUUGGGAAGGAGAGAGAUGCAGCAAUUAAGAAGCUGGCUAGCGAAGCAGGAGUAGAAGUCAUUGUACGAAUUUCACAUACUCUGUACGAUCUAGACAAGAUUAUAGAAUUAAAUGGAGGACAACCACCUCUUACCUAUAAGAGAUUCCAAACUCUAAUCAGUCGAAUGGAGCCACUGGAGAUGCCUGUAGAAACAAUCACUGCAGAAGUAACGUCAAAGUGUACUACCCCUGUUUCUGAUGAUCAUGAUGAGAAAUAUGGUGUUCCUUCACUGGAAGAAUUAGGUUUUGAUACAGAUGGAUUGCCUUCUGCUGUGUGGCCAGGUGGAGAAACAGAAGCUCUUACAAGGUUGGAAAGACAUUUAGAAAGAAAGGCUUGGGUAGCAAACUUUGAAAGGCCACGAAUGAAUGCAAAUUCUCUCCUUGCAAGUCCUACAGGCCUUAGUCCCUAUCUACGGUUUGGCUGCUUGUCUUGUCGCCUCUUUUAUUUCAAGUUAACAGACUUGUACAAAAAGGUAAAGAAAAACAGCUCUCCUCCUCUGUCUCUCUAUGGCCAGCUAUUGUGGCGUGAAUUCUUCUACACGGCAGCCACUAAUAAUCCACGCUUUGACAAAAUGGAAGGCAAUCCCAUAUGUGUACAGAUUCCAUGGGACAAGAAUCCUGAGGCUUUGGCAAAAUGGGCCGAAGGCAGAACAGGGUUUCCUUGGAUAGAUGCUAUUAUGACUCAGCUUCGUCAGGAAGGUUGGAUCCACCAUUUGGCCAGACAUGCUGUGGCAUGUUUCUUGACUCGAGGUGAUCUGUGGAUUAGUUGGGAAGAAGGAAUGAAGGUGUUUGAAGAACUUCUGCUGGAUGCUGACUGGAGUGUAAAUGCAGGCAGUUGGAUGUGGCUAUCCUGUAGCUCCUUCUUCCAGCAAUUUUUCCACUGCUACUGUCCCGUGGGUUUCGGUAGAAGAACUGAUCCCAAUGGAGACUAUAUCAGGCGCUAUUUACCUGUUCUCCGAGGGUUUCCUGCAAAAUACAUAUAUGAUCCUUGGAAUGCCCCUGAGGGUGUCCAGAAAGCUGCAAAAUGUAUGAUAGGCAUGAAUUAUCCUAAGCCAAUGGUAAAUCAUGCAGAGGCAAGUCGCCUGAACAUUGAAAGAAUGAAACAAAUCUAUCAACAACUGUCACGAUACAGAGGAUUGGGCCUUCUUGCAUCAGUGCCUUCUAAUGGGAAUGGAAAUGGGAACGGUGGCCUAAUGGGAUAUUCGCCUGGGGAGAACCUCCCUGGUUGUACCAGUGCAAGUGGAUCUCAGAUGGGAACAAGUGAAGGCCAUACAGGGAAUAUUCAAACAUGUGCCCUAGGAGAAUCUCAUACAGGAACAAGUGGAACUCAACAGCAAGGUUACACUCAAGGGAGUGGUAUUUUGCAUUACGCCCAUGGGGACAGUCAAAAAACACACUUAUUCCAGCAAGGAAGAACAUCCCUUGGUACUGGAGUUUGCACAGGAAAACGCCCAAAUCCAGAAGAAGAAACACAGAGCAUUGGGCCAAAAGUCCAGCGACAGAGCAGUAACUAGAUAAAAAUCUUGAAGGAAGCUAAUCAGUAGUAGAAGACAACAUGCUCUGUUCCUGUCAAAAGGAAAAGCUGAGACUUCCUCUUGAAUAACUUAACUUCUGGUGAAGAAAUGGACCAAACACCAUUGAAACCCAACACCCUGUUUUGACAGUGGUCAAGGAAAUCACCUGUCAUUCAUUUUGUGCUUCUAGCAGUCAUAUUUAGGGGUACCCUGGGUAUGACUGUUGGUUUGACUACACUUGGUUUCUAUUUUCUCAUAAAUUGUAUUAACUCGGGUCCUUUCACAGUAGCAUCAUCUACUUGAAUUGUACCAGCUGUGUGUGUAUGGGGGGGGUGGUAUUAAUCUUUAUGCGCUGCAUUUGUAUUUCAUAUUGACAGGGUAAAUUUUUUUCCUCUAAUGUGAUCUUUUGCAGCUGUGUUUCCUGCAGCUGCAACUUUUUGUCCAAAGCUGCAAUAGACAUAAGGUUCUGUUCAGCUUGUUAGCCUGGAAUUUCCCCCCUAUGUUCAUGUUUGGCUCUCUCCCUUGAGCUGGAACAUUUAGAUCCAUAUGCACUAGUCUGUAGUGCAUUGUACAUGGAUUUAUUAUGUAGGUAGGUUACAGUGUUUUCUGUGCUUCCCGUACUCUUUACAUUGCUGCAAAUGGGCAUCAGAUAGCAAGUUUAUCAAGCAUUUGUUUAGAAUAGGUAGUCAAACAUGCUGUAGAGUUCUUUUUUUGGGGGGGGGUUCCUAUAGAAGUUACUCUGUUCCACCCUUUUCUUGAUCAGGGUAGGUAGGACCAUCUGCUCUUUUUUAUAUCUCUGGGGCAGCUUACAGAGAAGAAAUACACAAGUAGUAUGAUAUGUAUCUUUAUUUUACAAAAUUCAUACCCUGCCUUUUUGUCCACAUAAGGGCCACCAAGCAAGCUAACAAAAUAACAUACAUAAUACAAUGUACAUUGGGGAGCUCUAUCUUCCUUUGCAAGGUUUCUUCAUGAAGAACCCUAAAUUAACUAUGCUACAACCAAUUCUGAACUGGUUGGUAUAGGAGGAUGAAAUAGUUUUAUUCUCAUACCUUCAUGAAAAAUGGUAAACAUGAAACCUAUUCCAGUAAUAAUUUGAAAAUACGAGUUUAAUUCUACUGUACUGUGGCAUUAAGAUUUACCAUGAAGCUAAUAUUUAUUAUAAACUGACAUUCUUCUGUAAAAUGUCAUGUUCUGCAUCAUAUUAAAUUAAAUUUUCUCACCACCUUGCAUCAUCUUUCUUGCUGAUUUAAGUGAUAAAAAUGGAACUGGGAAGAAAGUAAUCCAUUUGCUCAGUAAUGCAUUUCUAUCCUGUUUUGUUUUCAUUGUGUACAAUGCUGACUCCUUAAUUUCACCUUUAGAGGUACACCAGUCAGCCUCCAGAACUGCAAUGUAGGUCUAAACUUCUAGGUCAAGCAUAGCUAAUCUUGUAGUAGUUCACACCCUGGGACUGUAAAAUAUAGGUCUCUAAGGAGGCGUUAUUUUGGGAAACUGUCUCUCAUGAGGUGAGUUUUGACAUGGAGUUUGAAUAGAAUCUGAAUAAAUUAGUAGACUCUUCAACCACUGUGUUUGUUACAAAAUACCCAUCUAGUAAAAAGGUAUGGAAUCUCAUACUGUUCUGUGGCUGCCUACUGGACUUGCAAUAGGUUUUCACAGUUUCUCAUUAUGUCUCAUUUCUAACAGACUAAAAUUUUCUAUCAGUGCAUCUGUCUUCCUCUGAUACCAUCAUCUGCCAUUCCUUUUGGCACAUACCUUGAUAUUCAUUGUUUGCCUAUUCUACAGAAUCUCUUUGCUUGCUUUCUUGUUUGUGUGUACUACUUUUUUUUGCUAGUGAGGAAUCCCUACUGCAGUGUUAUGGCAGCUUACAAACUGCACAAGUUGUACAGUACAGCAGGCAUUUAAUUUGCAAAUACCUGUGUAUAAUCUCUGUUGAAAUGUAGAUCAUUAAAGAUCACAUUUAAAACAUUAUGAUAUCUGUAAGACACAAGGAUAUGGUAACACAUUUAAAUUUCAACAGUACUCAAAAUCUAAUAGACUUAAUAGGAGUUAAUUCCUAAUUGAUUGAAUCAGUUUUGUCUUGCAGCAUUGCUGAAAAGAGGAUCGGCAGCCUAAAAUCUUGAUGAAAAUUUACACUUCAUAUUGGAAUUAAAAAAAAAUUGCGAAAGUACUUGUAUUCAAAUAGGCUUUUAAAUACAUUUAUUUUCACAUGGUCGAAAUUGUAAACAAGUAUAAUUUGGUUUUGGAAUGCAUUGUUUCUAACAGGCAUUUCUGUGGUUUUUAAACUUUUAAUGACUUUCACAAAGGGCAAAUAGAGAUUUGUAAAUAAAGCAUUUGGUGAUGAGUUUGGUAACUUAAUGUAAAUAUAAGCAUUCAUGAUUAGUGAUAGACUCAUCAAUAUAUUUUUGAUAUUUCAUGUAUGGUUUUCAGCAAAGAUAGAAAGUGUUAGAAAAUGGAUAGAAAGUGUUCAGGCAAUGAUGGAUACCUUGAUCCUUUUUAGAUUCGAUAUUUUUAGACGGGGCAGUAUUUUUGACUUCUUUAUGAUCCACGUUCUCUUUUCAAAAUGUUACCUCUUAAGUCUGUGUAUAAAAUAUGGUAGCAUUGUUACUGUAUGGAAAUACAACUGUAUAUAAGUCUCAUAUGCCAAUAUUUUUUGUUAAAACGAUAAAGUUGUGUAUUCUGUCCAGUCCUUGUACUUCCCACUGCUUUGUUCAAUCACAGUGAGGAUGCCCUUGUUAAUAAAAAUGUAUAUAUUGUUUCACUUAA